Messenger RNA from Daldinia childiae, 1203 nucleotides. RefSeq names its product putative abc transporter protein. NCBI's taxonomy places the organism in Eukaryota, Fungi, Ascomycota, Sordariomycetes, Xylariales, Hypoxylaceae. The coding region runs from base 1 to 1203 and encodes 400 amino acids. The record is from RefSeq and is a predicted model, not a curated record. The transcript has a single exon.
AUGGGCAAACCGGAUGACAAGGUGGCGGACGAUGCCGUCUCGCUACGUACCAACCCCGGCGAAAGUUCUAGGGUGACCUACAGCGAUAAUGAUGAUCUCGAUAUCCCCGAGAUUGCUAUUGAUGACCUACCGCCCAAUUAUACCGAAAGCGAGUCGUUGCUCCCACCGCCCGAUGCGCAAACAGCUGUUCCGGCCGGCGGCUUAGCUAUAGCCCAAGCGCCGUUCGUCGAAGACGCUAUGCGGUUCAACGACUUGAACACUGGUGCCCAGUACUGGAUGGCUAGGAGCCUUGAAAACCCGGCUGAUCUCGAGAAGCAUAUUCGACAUCUCGCCGCAAUUCCUCCGCGACCUUAUAUCAAACUUGUCGGAACACAUACCGAGACUACGAGAGACAGCAAGGGCAAGAUGGAGAAGAAUACGAUCACAGACUUUGACGUUUCUGUCGAGCUAACACCAUACCUCUACUCGGAUGCGCAGUAUCGUCGUUCGUGGAAUUAUAUUCGGACCGUGGAGAACGGCGAGAAGACCCGUCGUGGCACUAUACUUAGGAAGCGCGCCCCCGGUUCGAAUCAGAGUAUCGAGGUCGGUGGUAUCCCGAAACCGACGCUGCAGGAGUGGUGUCAUCGGUACUCUGCCAGCCAUGCAGGCUUGAAGGUCUUCGCACUCCAGCGAAGGAUGAUCGGCUUUGACGAGGAAUAUAUUAAGACGAAGCUGAGAGAGCUGGUAAACGGUACGAAUUACCGCGGCCACCUUAAGGUGGAACUCGUUACGAAGGACUCCCUGAUCGAGUGCUACAACGAAGCAAGGAUAAACAAGUGGCGCCUGACGACGUGGAUACAAAUGCUGUUCACGUUCACUCUCCUAUUUAUCUUUUCCUGGCCGUACUUGUGGUUGCGGACUAAGAGAUGGGAAGUUGUUGUCUCGGAGUGGCCGUUCUCGAGGAUAGCCGAUGACGGCACCAAGCAGUACGUGAGUAUUAGCGAAGAUCAAUGGUUUAACAUGUGGGGGCGAGCUAUUUCCAGCGCAGUGUUACGGAAACGUCAGGCGCUGCUGGAUCAGACGGAUCUGAGGCGAGCAGAAGAGCCUCAGCCGACCUUCGAGUCCGGAAGCUCGACGGUCGACGGGGCAGUAGGUCUGUUCAGGGCCGGCAUCAGCGCUAUGGACGAGGUGAACCGGCAUUUGGGAUGGGGAAGAGACUGCUAG